Coregonus clupeaformis (lake whitefish) is the source of this 2962-nucleotide messenger RNA. It is a transcript of the gene crbn, whose product is annotated as cereblon. The record is from RefSeq and is a predicted model, not a curated record. NCBI's taxonomy places the organism in Eukaryota, Metazoa, Chordata, Actinopteri, Salmoniformes, Salmonidae. The transcript has 11 exons. The coding region runs from base 29 to 1369 and encodes 446 amino acids. Gene Ontology annotation, biological process: protein ubiquitination. Gene Ontology annotation, cellular component: Cul4A-RING E3 ubiquitin ligase complex.
UUACAGUCUAUGGUGUAAACAGAAGGAUAUGGCCGACGAGAGGGGUGGAGGCGACAACAAUAUCAACGACAACAUGGGCAACCAACUACAGCUCUUACCCGAAAAUGAAGAGGAAGAGGAGAAUGAGAUGGAGACUGAAGACCGUGACAGUGAGAAUGCAGAAAAACCAAACAUAAACUUUGACCCCAGUCUUCCAACGUCACAUGCUUACCUGGGCUCAGACAUGGAGGAGUUUCAUGGGCGCACAGUGCACGAUGACGACAGCUGCCAGACCAUCCCAGUGCUGCCGUUCACAGCUGUCAUGCUGAUCCCAGGACAGACCCUGCCGCUGCAGCUCUUUAGACCGCAGGAGGUCAGCAUGAUGCGCAGCAUUAUCCAGAGAGACCGCACCUUUGCUGUUCUCGCACACAGUGAAACAGGUGAGGUGCAGGCAGAGUUUGGGACGACGGCUGAGAUCUAUGCUUACCGGGAGGAGCAGGAGUACGGCAUUGAGACAGUCAAAGUGAAGGCAGUCGGACGGCAGCGGUUCAAGGUCCAUGAGAUUAGAACCCAGGCAGACGGGAUCAGACAGGCCAAGGUGCAGAUCCUCCCAGAGCGGAUCCUACCGGACCCCCUGACUGCAGUGCAGCUCACACCCCUGUCCCGCCUCCAAAUGCACCCCUCCUCCAGACCCCCCGUCCAGAGCUGCAAACAGGCCCAGCGCUGGUGGGCCACUUACCGCCAGAGGAAGUUCCACUGUGCCAACAUGACCUCAUGGCCUCCCUGGGUCUACGCCCUCUAUGACUCUGAGACUCUGAUGAAGAGAGUGAAGAGACAGCUCCAUGAGUGGGACGAGAACCUCAAGGAUGAUUCCCUCCCCACAAACGCUAUAGAUUUCUCCUAUAGAGUGGCGGCCUGUCUGCCCAUAGACGAUGCCCUUCGGCUCCAGCUGCUGAAGAUUGGGAGUGCCAUCCAGAGGCUGCGCUGUGAGCUGGACAUCAUGGCCCGGUGCACUUCGCUGUGUUGCAAGCAGUGCCAAGAUAUGGAGAUCACCACCAAGAAUGAGAUCUUCAGCCUGUCUCUGUACGGCCCCAUGGCAGCCUAUGUCAACCCACACGGCUACGUCCAUGAGACCCUGACCGUCUACAAAGCCAGCAACCUCAACCUGGUCGGAAGGCCGUCCACGCUCCACAGCUGGUUUCCAGGGUAUGCCUGGACGAUCGCUCAGUGUCGUACCUGUGCAUCACACAUGGGCUGGAAGUUCACAGCCACCAAGAAAGACUUGUCCCCUCCUCGUUUCUGGGGCUUGACCCGCUCGGCCAUGCUACCCCGCAUCCCCCAGACUGAGGGUGAGGAGGGGGACGAGGGCUCCCGCCUACUCUGCCUGUGACAACAUGGGGACCUCCCCUCCCCACCCCCCAUGUCCCCAACGGGUCUUCGAUCGCCCCACCCUGUCCAUUGGGUCUCUCUUUUAUUAAUCGAUGCAUCCCGCCCACCCCCGACAGCCAUGGCAGCACAUUCAUCAUAUUAGUGUAAAGGUCAUCCUGCUUUUAAAUGGCACUUUCUAACACAGAGAGAGAGGGGGGGGAGCGAGAGAGAGCGAGAGAGAGCGAGCGAGCGAGGAGGAGGUAGGAGGGGUGUUUUGUUCCUGAGUGCAGGGACACUGGUGAUGGAAUGCGUUGCACAUCGACAGAUAGAUGUGGGGAAUGGAGCAAGAGAUUAAUUCUGCAACACAGGCAUAUCUUCCCCAUAGCAUGCUACUCUUGACCUGUCUGUACUGCUGUUUGUACUGUGGUCUGUCUAUCCAGCUUCUAUGCUAUCUGCCACAGACACGGCACGCACCAGUGCAUUGCCACUUGCUCUUAAACAUAGUGGGUGUGACUUUGCAUGCAGUAUCCAGCUAGGUGUGUAUAGGUUUAUAGACACCCAUCAAGAGGACCUGUAGUCCCCAUAAUCUAUCUCUAAACAAAUCAAUCAAUAGAAAGCCACUUGGGAUUCAGGUCCACUGUUUGUCCUUGAUGUGUUUCUCAGAGGAGCUCAAUUCAGCUGGAUCGUUUCAUGGAGAGUUAAACCAUGUAAAAUCCACGAUUAGAGGGUGUACGAACAUGUGAAAGUAUGCUGCUUUUACAAGGAUGUUUCAUGCCUUUGUUUCAAAUGCCAGAUGUUUUGAUCAAUUGAUCAUAUGCAAGGAAUGCAUAUAAUGGAGGAAUUUGGAUCAUGAAGAAUGUAAGGAAGCUAUUGCUUUAUUUUGCCAUGCGUGGAAAUAUAUUCUUUGUUUGGUUUUCAUAUUAUCACAUUGUCUAAAAACGUACAGUGUGUAUAUAUAAUACACAUGUAGAGAUACUGGUUUCUAUUUUGAAACGGAUGGAGGCCCAUUGAACUGCAAGACAUGGUUCCUCUGAAGACAAGGAGUACCUCUGGUCAGUGAAGAGUAGAGUUGGUUUGGUGCCUGGUGUAAUAUAGACUUGGAUAGCAGGGCACAAGGCAGUGGAGCCAGAGCUACUAGAAUCUGUCUUUCUCCAUGGUUCUAUAUGUGUUGUUGAUGCUGCACUAAGGGCAUGGCUGAAUGGCGUGCCUAUGGUCCAAAUCAAUGUCUUAUGAGCCACACAAUUAAAUGGGACAUUGUGUUAAUUAACCUGUAUUGGUUGAAAAUGGCAACAUCAUAUCAAGUGUUACCUACAUAACUAUAUUUUUGUUUAGAUCUAUGUAUUUGUUUUAAAUUAAGAAUUGUAUUCCUUGCUGAUGUACAAGGUUAUUUUGGCUCAUGUUUGUUAAACAUUUUAGAGUAAGUAACCAAUAAAAGUCAAUGAUAGCAUUUCUGGUCUGAUAUAACUAAUGUAUCUAUGUAGAACCUCAACACUCUUGCCCCUCCCAUUGCCAUGUAUUUCCAUUUUAGAACAAUGUAAAACAUGAUUGAUUUGUUCAGCUCAAUUAUCAACAAUUGAGUAAAGUAAUUCUACGCAAUAAGAAAUGUUCUACAAUA